GGGGAGGGGAGGAGUGGGCGGAGACGUGUCCAUAUCCAGACAGCAGCUGCAAGAUUGACUUUAAAUAGAAUUCAGGGAGAGCGAGAGGGGCUCAAUUUCAACCAGGUCCGGCGUGGGAGCCACAACACCGAAGGCAAAGCAGGUUGCUAACGGAGACGGGAGUCAUUUGGCUUUCACGGGGAGAUGCAGCGAACGAUGAUUGCAGUAAAGACGGACGGAGUACAGAGGGGGCUGAUCGGAGAGAUCAUCAGCCGGUUUGAACGUAGAGGCUUCAGGCUGCUGGCCAUCAAGAUGGUGCAGCCUUCUGAAGAUCUGGCGAGGCAGCAUUACAUCGAUCUGAAGGACAAGCCUUUCUACAGCGGUCUCUGCAAAUUCACAUCUUCCGGUCCUUUCGUUGCGAUGUGUUGGGAAGGGGAUAAUAUCGUUAAACUUUCCCGGGAUAUGUUGGGAGCCACAAAUCCUGCAGAAUCCCUGCCGGGAACGAUCCGCGGAGAUCUCAGCAUCCAGGUUGGCAGGAACAUUAUCCACGGGAGUGACUCUCCCGCGACUGCUGAGCGGGAACUGGCGCUGUGGUUUCGUCCGGAAGAGAUUGUAGUCUGGAAAAGCUGCCUGAACUCCUUCCUCUACGAGUGAACGCGUCUCUCCCGGCCGCGCGUGUCCGUGUUCACCAGCAUCGCCACCUUCUCCGGAUUAAUAAACACAUCGGCGCCUCCGCCGUUCCUCACA
This is a messenger RNA of Mobula hypostoma (lesser devil ray), 726 nucleotides long. RefSeq names its product nucleoside diphosphate kinase A-like. NCBI's taxonomy places the organism in Eukaryota, Metazoa, Chordata, Chondrichthyes, Myliobatiformes, Myliobatidae. The record is from RefSeq and is a predicted model, not a curated record. The coding region runs from base 184 to 633 and encodes 149 amino acids. Gene Ontology annotation, biological process: CTP biosynthetic process; GTP biosynthetic process; UTP biosynthetic process. Gene Ontology annotation, molecular function: nucleoside diphosphate kinase activity. The transcript is spliced from 5 exons.